Messenger RNA from Exophiala oligosperma, 1476 nucleotides. RefSeq lists its product as uncharacterized. Gene Ontology annotation, biological process: transmembrane transport. Gene Ontology annotation, cellular component: membrane. The record is from RefSeq and is a predicted model, not a curated record. Gene Ontology annotation, molecular function: transmembrane transporter activity. The coding region runs from base 1 to 1476 and encodes 491 amino acids. The transcript is spliced from 8 exons. NCBI's taxonomy places the organism in Eukaryota, Fungi, Ascomycota, Eurotiomycetes, Chaetothyriales, Herpotrichiellaceae.
AUGGCAGUAGCCGAGAAAGCCAACACGCACGACGUGGUCGACACGCCCAAAUUGGACGCGGGCGGCGUGGCGACUCACGACUCUGGCGAUGAACAUGAUGCAGACCCAGAGCCAUACACUCACGCCGAAACCCGCAAGAUUGUCCAUAAGAUCGAUCGACGCCUCCUUUCCAUCUGCGGCCUCAUGGUCGCGGUCAGCUUGUUGGACCGCGGGAAUCUUUCCAACGCUUACAUUGCUGGCAUGGCAAAGGACCUGGAGCUCACCGUAGGAACAAGAUACUCGAUUGUGGUUCUGAUCUUCUUUGCCCCCUAUAUCGCCUUUCAAGUUCCCGGCGCGAUCAUCGUCAAGAAAUUGGGACCGAGAUGGACUCUUCCGGCCAUGACCAUGCUCUGGGGCUUCCUCGUCAUUGGAUUCGGGUUCGCCAAACACUGGACCGUCCUCAUCGGCCUUCGCAUCAUCCUGGGUAUCCUCGAAGGUGGCCUCUUUCCCGGCGUCAUCUACCUGAUCUCGCUUUACUACACUCGCUAUGACAUGGCAAGGCGUUAUGCAUUCAACUACCUGAUCGGCCUCGUCGGGUCGUCAUUCUCCGGUAUAUUGGCUUACGCUUUCAUCCAAAUGCACGGCUUGGCGGGACUGCAAGCGUGGCAAUGGAUCUUCGUGAUGGAAGGCAUUUUGACCUGUGUCAUCGCCGGCGCCGCCUUUGUGUUUCUCGUCGGCUACCCGCAAGAUCCCAAAGCCUGGCGAUUCCUCAAGCCCGAAGAGAUGGCGCACAUGAUCCGUCUCAUCGACAAGGACCGUCAAGACACGGAAAGCGACCAAAAGUUCAACCUGCGAAAGUUCCUCCGCCCUGCGCUGGACUGGCGCAUUUGGGGGUACGGGUUACUUUACACAUGCUCGACCGCGCCGGCUUACGCCGUGGCCUACUUCCUUCCCAUGAUCCUGAACUCGCGGAUCGGCUUCAGCGCCGGCGUGUCGCAGAUCCUCACCACGCCGCCGUACAUCUUCGCCGCCGUGCAGAUGUACGGCCAGGCCUGGCUGAGCGACCGGUACCGCCUCCGGAGCCCCGUCAUCCUCGUCAACGUGCUCGAGUCCGUCACCGGCCUGUGUUUGCUGGCCUGGACCGAUGUCGCCGGCGUGCAGCUCUUCGCCGUCUUCCUCGUCACCGCCGGCUGCAACGCCACCAUCCCCUGCGUGCUGUCGUGGCAGGCCAACAACAUCCGCGGCCACUGGACCCGCACCUUUUGCAGCGCCACCCUGACCGGCAUGGGCGCCGUCGGAGGCAUCAUCGGCGCCUUGACCUUCCGCUCCCAGGAUUUUCCCACCUACCACCCCGGCAUCUACACCGCUCUGACUUGUAACGGAGUCAUCGUCCUGACCACGGUCUCCAUUGUCCUCUACUUUCGUCGGCACAACAGAUUGGCCGAGGAGGGUAAGGAGGUCAUCGCCGGUCUGCCCGGGUUCCGAUACACUCUCUAG